This is a messenger RNA of Symbiodinium pilosum, 1137 nucleotides long. The record is from the annotation of a GenBank genome assembly. Lineage: Eukaryota; Dinophyceae; Suessiales; Symbiodiniaceae.
GCAGCUGGGUGCGACGACCUUUUCCAUAGAGCUAUGGGCUGCAUGCAGGGCAUGGCUGUUGGCGACUCCUUGGGGCAUCCCUUCGAGUUCCUGCCUGUGCAAGACAGGCCAGCUGGUCCACACUUUGACUUGGAACGCUUCGAGUUUGUCGGCGCGUCCAACACUUUUCGCCUCAAGCCGGGCCAGUGGACAGAUGACGCAGCCAUGGGCCUUUGCAUGGCAGACUCGCUGCUCAUGAGGCGCGAGUUUGACGGAAGCGACAUGAGGGUCCGCUUCUGGUGCUGGUGGAACCGCGGUUACAACAACGCAUUCCGCAAGGACACCACGAGGAGUAGUUCAGUUGGUCUGGGCGGCAACAUCGCCAAGUCCCUCACAGAGAUCUCCUACCUCCUUCCCGGAGAGACCCCCAGCCCAGCCUACAAGGCAGCAACAGAAGAUGCAGGGAACGGAAGCUUGAUGCGCUUCGCGCCUGUGGCCAUCUUCUACCACGCGGCCCCCAUGGAGGAGGUCCUGGACUUUGCCCGCCAGUCUUCCUACACCACCCACCCUGGCAUCAUUGCUGCGGAGGCGUGCUCCCUUUUGGCAUUUCUCAUCAUCCGCGCUUUAAAGCGCCAGGGUGAGGAGAACCAAAUGACGGCCAAGGACUUCUUGGACAAGGUGACUGCCGAGUACCUGAGAGUCUCGGGCCUUGAGAACAAGUCUGGCUGGGGCUUUGACCAGAUGAAUUGGCUGGUCCGAUCAAAGCCGAUCCACGCCACGGAGAGGAGCUGGGAUUGGCGAAGUCCAAAUUUGGACAUUGCAGGAACCCUCCGGGCGCGAGGGCGCACUUACAACGGAUACCCAGUGUCUGCAGGGUACUUUGGUUCCUACUCGUUAGAUGGCAUGGCCUUAGCGCUGUGGUCUGUCUACCACACUUCCUCCUUUAACGAAGCCGUGGUCAAGUCUGUGAACUUGCUUGGGGACGCGGACAGCCAUGGUUCCAUUACCGGCCAGUUAGCCGGUGCGUUUUACGGCCUAUCCAGCAUUGACAAGCGAUUCGUGGAUUGGGUCAAGAAAUGGGAUGACUACGAGUUUGCAGCCCGUGGGGUCCUUUUGGCACAUUUAGGCCGCACGGCAGGCCUCAUCACUUCGAUUUGA